This is a messenger RNA of Fusarium coffeatum, 2109 nucleotides long. RefSeq lists its product as uncharacterized. Lineage: Eukaryota; Fungi; Ascomycota; Sordariomycetes; Hypocreales; Nectriaceae. Gene Ontology annotation, molecular function: DNA-binding transcription factor activity, RNA polymerase II-specific; DNA binding; zinc ion binding. Bases 1 to 2109 code for a protein of 702 amino acids. The record is from RefSeq and is a predicted model, not a curated record. The transcript has 7 exons. Gene Ontology annotation, biological process: regulation of DNA-templated transcription; DNA-templated transcription.
AUGGACCUAGCACCAUCAUCGUCCAGCAACGUCUCGCCCGGACCUGGACCGCAAACUAAUCGCAAGGAACGCGGCGCUAUUGCUGCUCAGGCUUGCGAAACAUGCCGUAACCGAAAGCAAAGAUGUGAUGAACAAAGGCCCAAGUGCGGUACAUGUCAGCGAUUCAAACUCGAAUGCCGAUACAGAGAACCUCAACCUACAAAGAAGGACAAAACGUUAGUUGAGAUUCUAGAUCGACUCAAGAGUGUUGAAAGCAAGAUCGAUCACCUAGGAUUACGGGAAAACACCACCCCUCCCGUUUUCAACACUUCUCAACACUCUGCUGUGUAUAAUACGAACACACCGCUACUGGUCGAUCCUGAAUCACAAGACUCCUUACCAGGGACAUCUCUUCCUCCGACGAGUCCGACACCCAGUCGCGAUACAGGUGGCUAUCGAUACGACUCUUCGGUAUCCAAGGUGUCAGAAUGGCCCGUCAUGCGCCAGAUGUUCGAAAGCCUCGGCCAGAAGCCCCCAUCUCCAAUGGGCGAGAUACCUACACUUCCACGGGGACUGCGCGACUCUGCUGUGACCUUGCCACUAGACGGGAUUCAGCCAGUAGGAAUACCUAAUAACAGCACACUCCAGCUACCAUUACACUUUUCAGGAUCUGCAUCAUCUCUUAAUCUCAGCCCUCCUAGUGUGGAUUGGGAGACAGUGCAAAGAUUGAGCAAAGGUUAUUUUGAUGUCAUCAAUGCUUUCUAUCCCAUCCUGGAUAGACAAUGGUUCAAUUCGAAUACACUGAGCUCAAUUCUUAGCAAUGGGUUUCACGAAGGCGUCAUUUCAUCCCUUGUACUCCUCGUCCUUGCCCUUGGGGAAGUGGCGCUUACUACAUCUGAAGUACCCAUCUCGGCGUACAAACAACGGCCGUCUGGAAUUAAGGGGGGCACUAUCGACAGACCACCAGGCCUGACCUAUUUCAACGAAGCACGGAAAAGGAUGGGGUUCGCUCUAAGUGAGGUCAGUCUGGAAAAUGUCCAGAUGCUCGCUCUUGGUGCCAUAUAUUACUCAAGCUGUGGGCAAGCUCUUGAAUGUUGGAGGAUGUCUGUUUCUGCCUCCUCAGCCUGCCAGGCCUUGAUUGUAAACAAGCCUAGCGAGCUCCAUGGUCCCCGAUCCGAUCUAAUAAAAAGAACCUUUUGGCACUGUUCAAUAAUGGAGACCUGCUUUCACAUGGAGUUCGGUUUGCCUCUAACUGGCCUAGAGAAGUUUGAGGAGGCUAUUGGUCUUCCUGACUUCAGUGGACCGAUCACUGACGAGGACUAUAUGAGUAACCAAGCGACACACUUUCAGGAGCAUUUUGCUUCACAGAUCGUUCUUCGAAGGCUAUCUGCUAACUUCCAUUCUGUUCUAAACAAGACAUUUGGCUUAGACGCAUCUGUGUCUUUCCCAGGGUUUGGGCAAUUUAAUGGCACUUCCAGCCCCGGCAAUGCAACUGUUAUGAAGCAGCUCGACGCACAACUUGAACAGUGGAGAGGCAUGUUGCCCAGCCAUUUGCGAUGGCACGAAAACCAAGAAGUUGCUUUUACAGACCCUUCACAGGAUGCCUUCGGCGACGUUUAUGCUGGACAGUCCCUGCAGAGCAGUUACAUGUUCACGUCGGAUCUUGAUACGCAACCGGCGACAUACCCAUUCGCAGCCGAUAUACAAGUCGCACUCCUUCGAACACGAUACAGCUACAACAAAUACCUCAUAUAUCGUCCGUGCAUUUUCAAGGUCCUGCACCACCCCGAUAGUCUGACGCGGGAAGAUGCCGAAGGCGCUGCCGAAUGUCUCAAAGCGUCACUCAAGUGGCCCAUCGCGCUAUCGCCUCCAUGCACCAAUAAGCGACUUGUACCCAUGACAUUUUUCUGGUCUCAAAACCUCUUUGGUGUUCUAAUGUUAUUACACCUUUCGCAGCAGCACCCAAUCCUGGGUCGUAUUCGAUCGUCGCUCUGCGGGCAGCGCUUCGACGUUGAGGCCUCACAGACUGUCACGGCGUAUCUAGAUUGGCUACGCGACAUAAAAAAGAUAGAUUCGACGGCGAAUUGGUGUUGGAAUAUUGCUCAUUUGAUCUAUCGACUGGACGAUUGA